Molecule: messenger RNA, 5283 nt
Organism: Cladocopium goreaui
Lineage: Eukaryota; Dinophyceae; Suessiales; Symbiodiniaceae
Source: the annotation of a GenBank genome assembly
AUGGGUGAUGUCAAAGACGCAGACGAUGAUCCGUCAAAGAUUGCAGACCAGAGCAAGGUCGUGGCGCUCUAUGACUUCGAACCUUCCAAGAUCGAUUGGCCUUUCAACCGGCAGAAGCCUUUGGCGCUGAGCACCGGCCAGGUGGUCGAGAUCGUUCAUGACGAUGGCUCGGAGUGGGCCCUGGGACAUCUGGCAGGAGUGCCAGAGACCUUGGGCUACUUCCCCAAGAACUACACCGUUUCAGUGGGCGAGUACCAGGAGAUGAUGCGCGACUUCGAGAAUCAGGAACAGCAAGAUGGAGAUGAGGAUGAGGCUGAUCAGGUGCAAGGGCCUCCCGAGACGCGCGCCAUCCCCGCUGGGCCUUUGCCUGCUCCUCUGGUGGAGCAACAGACGCAGGUCUACUAUGAUGAGGUGAAAGAGAAGGAAAAGGAGACAAAGAAGAAGGACGAGCCCAAAGAACUGCCCGAGCUCGUCUACCCGGGGAUCUCCGAAUAUCCUGCCAUUGAAGCUAGACCCCCGCAGCCCACGGCCUUUGAGGUGACCAAGAGCCGCAUGCUGCGGGAGAUGCCUCCGGUGCCACUGCCGGCACCUGAGGAGCCGGCGCCCCCCGAGGACGACAUCAUGGCGGCGCGCUGGGAAGUGGAGGCGGAACUGAAGGCGCAGGAGGAUAUCAUGGAUAUCAAAGGUGGCGUGAUCACCUACUCCCGCAGCUCCACCCCGGCCACCAUGGCGGCGUCCCGCCCGGAACGGGACUUCGUGCGGAAGAAGGCGCGCAGGAACGUCCAGCAGGAUCACUUGAGGCCCGUGAAUCAGCUCAUGGGGCUGGUGAACACCCAUGUCCGCACUGCUUGGGAGAUCAAACAGCAGCCCUACAAGACGGAUCUGCGGGCGCGAAGCACCACCCUUCGGGUGGCCGCUGGAAUUGAGCCCGCGCACAUGCGCUUUGCGCUGCAGAGGGCCAAUGAGACAGGAGCCAAGUGGAAACAGAUGUUCAGGCCGGGCUUCAACGAUACGGUGAACGAAGCCUUUCUAGUUGGUUGCAAUUCAUGCAUCCUGAGCCAUCUUUAUCUGAAGGAUAAAGAGGCCAAGGAGCAGUUUCAGAAGCUGCACGUCAAGGAUGUGAAUGGCGUUGUGUGGUUUGAGCUGCAGCGCAAAAAGGCCCAUCUCUUUUACAUGCGCAUGGACUAUACAGACGUGAUGAUGGCACACCCAGAUGCCUGGGGCUUCCCAGAUACCAGUCGCGUCGUGGCCGCCAACCCUGGAGAACCUGUGAAUCCCUUUCACGGUUGGUAUGCUCAGCAUUCCAUCGAUCCGGAGGCGGAGCUGGAAGAUGUGGAGUUUCGCUAUACCUUGCGGCUUCGCAGCUUUCCCGAGACCACCUUUCAAGCCUUAGCGCUGGGGAAGAUCCCAGAGUGGAUCAAGCCCUACCUUUCCUUGCACGCGGAGGCUGAGGCCCCGGACGACCUGACAGUGGAAGAGGACGAGGAGGCCAUGCCGACAGAGACGGGGAAGGCCAUUGAGCUGGAGAACAACCUGAUGAUGGAGGCGGGGCUCGAAGAUGGCGAUAAUCUCUACGUCAAGUUGGACGAGUUGAAAUUGGCGCGUGAACGAACCACCGGCCCCGACGUCUUAGACGCGGACCUGAGGGCUUACAGACUUCAAGGACUCUCCGCCAUGCGCAUUUUUUUGCGAAGUCGCGGAAACCCGGACAGCCGAAAGGAGGUGAUCAUCAGCCCAAAGAUGGUGAAGGAUAUGGCUGCCCAGUUGGGCAUUCAAAAGCGACCAGCACACUACUGGUACUGCAUGUUCGCUCUGCGCUAUCCCUUAGCACCGGAGUGGGAGGCGGUGGUUCGAGAGGAUACCCGAUGGUAUCUCAACCUCCAGCAGGACACGGCGCAACCGGUCCACCCGAUGGUGAAAAAGUUCCGAGAACAUCUGAGUGAUGUCAUUGCCAACGAGUUUCUGUGGGAUUUCCGCGGCUUUGUCAAGAUGAAGUGUAGUGAGUGCGGAUUACCUGACUCGGUGGUCUGGUGCCAGCAAUGCACCGAUUACUUCUGUGCUCCUUGCUUCCUACAGAGCCAUAAAUCCCGACGUGGCAGAAAACACUGGCCUUUGCCAGUUCCAGGAUGCCGCUACCUCACUGUGCCCGAAACCCGCAGGUUUGGAGAUCAGCUUCCCUUCUUGAACGUUGGUUUCUCCAACAGAAGGCGAUUCCUGGCACGAGACAACCAGUCUGACAAGAACGGCGAUCGCAGUGGUGACACCUGGCUUUGGUUUCACACCGACACCUUCCAGGCAGCCCUGAUGCAAACCCCUGAGAAUCACUGGUGCUUGAAACGCCGGGAACCUCCGCGACUGCCGCCUGGAGUGGAUGGCUAUUACUACAACUUCGCCACUGACACCGUGGCGGACGAUGUGUCCUAUAUCCUGACCUCCCAGCAAGAAGCCAAUGCGGUGGCGCUGAUGCAGCGACACAUCCGCGGCGCGCUGACGCGGCGCGCCAUUAAGAAACAGACCACGGCGGCGUUGAUCUUCCAAAAGACCAAGAUGAUGUGGGACGUGCAGCGCAUCCACGGCAGCAGUGGCAAGAACGCCUCCAUCAUCAAAGCCUGGUUCCGCAAGCAUGUCGCCAGAGAGGCGAAAGAUCGGGUGCAGCAAAGCGCAGCACGCUUUCAGGCCAUUUGGCGCGGAAUCUUAACCCGGCGCCGCACCAGGGACCUCCUGGCCAGCACCACUCGUUUUCAGGCUGCCUGGAGAGCUUUCGCGGGUCGGCGCAAGGUGCGGCGACGACAGGCAGCCGCUGUGACCAUUCAAAAGGUGAUCCGUGGCUUUCUCCAUGGCCGUCGCCUGAUCCGCCAGCGGCACAAGGCCGCGGCCCGGAUCCAGGCCUUGGUCCGUGGCAUCUUCACGCGGCAGCGGCAUCGGAGGCGCCUAGAGGCCGCCAUCCGGAUCCAGGCGCGCAUCCGUGGCUUGUGGGGCCGGCAAAAGGUGGCGCAGAUCCAGAGAGCCGCAGGGAAACUCCAGCGGAACUGGCGUCGCUUCCAGGCCCAGUUGCAUGUGAAGCAGAUGGUCUAUGAACGCAUCGAGAUGUUGCGCUUGAAACGUUUGGACGUUCUCCGGGCCAAAUUGCAGGAGGCCGCCAUCGUUGUCCUACAAAGGAACUGGCGGCGUCAUGUGGAUGCCCAGAAUGCCAUCGACGAGCGAAAGGAGAAAGGUGAUGCUGACAAGCGCACCACCACCAUGUUGGUGGCCUUGCUGGAAGGCGCUUCAGCCUUGCGGCACUUCAUCCACCCCUGGUGGCGGCAUCUUCCACCGCAAGUCCAGGCCAUCCUGAAGGAAUUGAGGGGGCCUUUGCAGAGAAGCAUUGCCCUGCUGCCAGUGACCGGGAAGUUAGGUUCCGAAGAGCUGGGCCGGCGGGGCCUCAACGUGGCCAGCAUGGAACAUCUGCAGGGGGUUCAGGCAUCGAAGGAUCCUGAUCUUGCAAGCCACUUGCUGCUGCAGGUCAGCAGGCACCUGCUGUCGCAUGUGCCGGCAGAACUCUUCCCAGAGACCAUCAAGUGGGCUUGCUACGCCAUAGGGCAUCAGGCCAUCAAGUUGCACCAGACAGAUGGCUACUACCCACAGGAGAUCAUUCCAGUGGGAAAAGAUAUGCCCCCUCAUCCGCAUGACAAGCUUCAUUGCCUCUUCAAGGAGAUGGACAUUUACAAAACCCGCACCGAUUCCAUGAUGACCUUCCCCGAAGAGUCCAUGCCUAUGCUGACCUUAACCGGGAUGCCCUCGCACCAUCGCCACGUCUUCCUGACCGCUGAAGUGCUGGUGACCAUGAGGCAAGCCUUGGAUUCCCCGGCCAUCUCCACGGACGAUCACCUGAAGUUUCAAGGAUUGGAUGCCUCUGCUGGUGCUCAACUCAUGGAGGUGUUGGGUGCGGAGAUUGAACAUCGCCUGCCCUUGGAUUGGCCCAACCAACAUGGCACAGUGGCAGCGCUGGCGCAACAACUGGGCUCACAUGUCAUGGAAGUCAAGAAGGAGCCUCUGAGUGAGAAUAAGGAGGAGAAGAAGACGUAUGCGAAGGGUGAAGAGAAACCCAACUCCCUCUCCAUCUUCAAUCGAGCGGCAGUGAUGCGCGUCAUUCAGCAGGUUGGAUACCUCAUGCGGGAUCAGUACAAGAUCAUGGAUUCCGUGCUGGGCUUGCAGGAUGAAGAGAGCACCAAGAAGGGCGAAGGCGUACGCCAGGGCCGCUUCGUGCUGAUGACGGAUCGACUCUUUGACAUGGCGGACCGGGCGCCCCACGACCAUUGUUCUUUCGUUCUGGCCGUGGUGCUGUUCCACAUGAUCAUUCGUGCCUUGGUGCUGCGGCUCCUGUAUCAUCGGGCGGCCAUUAGCCUGCAGAAGAGGUACAGAUACCUGAAAAAGAAGAAGAAGUCGCGCAACGCGGUGGCACCGGCCAUUUGUAUCCAGCGCUUCUGGCGUGGUCUGCGCACAGGGCUGCAGAUCACCCGCAUGGAGCUGGCGGUGGAGAAGAUCCAGCAUAGCUACAGGGCAUAUCGCUGGAAUAGCCGCAACGCCAAAUUCCUGAAGGCCACUUUGCACCUGCAGCGUGUUUGGCAAGGGGCCCUGACGCGACAAUGGAUUCGACGCUUGAACGAAUCGGCCAUUGACAUCCAGAGGUAUGCCCGUGGCCUCUUGGUGCGGGUGUCCCUGGACCGCUUCGGCCGGGAACUGCUUCGCAAGAGCCAGACAGAUCUCACGCAGCUCAUGAAACGACGCGAGGAGCUGGGGGAAGAUGAGUAUCUCGCCCAAGCUUCAGCCAUCGCGGAGAAGGCUAAAAUCAGCUUGAGCAAGCAUCGGGACCGGAACGUGGACCUGCGGCGCAACGGCGCGUCGACUUUGAAGUCCAAGCAGGCUCGCAUCCUGGACAAGCGGAAGAAGAUCAAGAUGAAGGGCUCCCUGCUGCCGGUCAGGAUCUCCAUCUUCGAGACCUUCUGUGCAGUUGCACGACGCACCGCUCAGAGUCAGCAGAACGCUAGGUUCGGCUGCAUCCACUCCGGUGUCUUGACGGAGGUGCGAAAGUGCCACCGCAGACUCAACAGGACCAUGCCCAAUGAUGAUUACGCCAAAGAUCCCAAGAUGCGCACGGCCAUGCACGCUGCGGCCAAGCGGGGUCACGCGGCGAUGUUUGUGCAGCGCAACACCAAGAACUGUGAGGUGACAGCAUCGAAGCGAUGCCUUUUGGCAGACGACGAAUUCGAGAAUUGGAUGAAACAGCAAUUUCAGGUCGCGUAG